Messenger RNA from Racocetra persica, 415 nucleotides. Lineage: Eukaryota; Fungi; Glomeromycota; Glomeromycetes; Diversisporales; Gigasporaceae. The record is from the annotation of a GenBank genome assembly.
GACCCCAUAGUAAUCUAUGAGUUAAAAAUUAAAAUUUGUAGACACUGUAUUGUCGAUGCUUUAAUUAGUCGUCAACAAUUUGAAAAAAAUUAUUUAUCUAAGAGUGCGGACCGAACCUAUAAAGAAAAAACUAUUAAAGCGAUUUACUUUGUGGAUUUCAUGCAGCUUCGAGGAUCAUAUUUAAGUUUUGACCUUUGGUACAGUUCCAGUUCAUCACAUGUAUUAUUUUUUUUCGAAAAAGAUAUCGAAAGAUUUGUAAAUGAAUUAUCCCAAAUUAAGGAUGAUGAUGUUUAUAAUUGGCUACAAGAGAAAGGAAAGGUUGUUCAUCAAUAUCAAAAAAACAUUUUAAUAGCUAAAUAUCCUCUGAUUAAUGAUAAAAAUAUUGAAAUGAUGUUAGAUAGAUCUUCAUUUUACA